AUGGGCAAUAAACAUAAGGGCAAAGGUUAAACCUGGGUGGCGGAUCACCGAUCAACGGAAAGAGCCGAAGAUGUCGGCUUGGUCAUGUGAUCAGCUGUGUACAAUCACAGCUGAUCACAUAGGAGAGCCGGUAAUCAGCAUUCCUCAGAGGGGACAUGUGCACUGAUCAUCAGGGCACUGAUGAUCAGUCAGUGCCACCUGUCAGUGUCCAUCAGUGCCAGCUGUCAGUGCUCAUCAGUGCCACCUGCCAGUGCCCAUCAGUGCCUACCAGUGCACAUCAAUGCCACAUAUCAGUGCCCAUCUGAGCUGCCUUUCAGUGUCAACCAUCAGUGCCAGUCAGUGCCACCUAUCAAUGCCAGUCAGUGCCACCUAUCAGUGCUGCCAGUCAGUGCUACCUAUCAG
Staurois parvus is the source of this 402-nucleotide messenger RNA. The record is from the annotation of a GenBank genome assembly. Lineage: Eukaryota; Metazoa; Chordata; Amphibia; Anura; Ranidae.